CUGGCUAGGAGGGACCAGAUCCAGUACGAGGAGACCAUGCCAUGGAGGAGCGCGGAGGUGGCCGUGAAUCUAGGAGGAGGUGGCGGGGACAGGGCACCGUACAACUGCCCGGCGAUGAUACGCGAUCCGAAGAGGAUGAGGUGCUAUUUGAGGAUCUCUUUGGUCAUGCGUUUGAUGGAGUGAAGGUGCUACUUGAGGAUUCUUUUGUUUCCGCAUCUGAUAGCAAGAGCCCCAAGAAUAAUCUGAAGUGUAGAUCAUUUAGUGUUUCUACUCUUUGCUCACCUUCAAGGUUUCUACCUGAGAAGUUUGGAGGCAACUCACAUGGAUUUCAUUACAUUGGUAACCUUGCUGAUGCUACAAUUAUGAAUGUUGAACUUUGUUGUGAGAAGCAAUUCAAUAAGUUGGACCUAGGGCCUCCCAAUUUUGACAGCAUCUGUGGAAUUAUACUGGCACAAAAGGUGAAGUGCUGGCAGAUCAGGUGUCUAACUAAAGCCCCGCAAGCUGCUGGUGCAAUUCACACUGAUUUUGAAAGAGGCUUCAUGUGUACUAAGGAUAUGGUGUUGGAUCUUUCGGAUAUUAGCAAGGGGAGCAUCAAAUGCAUUCACUUUACCGUUCUGAAGUUACAAGUUCAUGAUCCUUUGAUAUCCAUUCUAAUGUAUCAGAGAAAACUGCUGAACAAGAUGUUCUCUUCACGCCAUGUCUUAUCUCAGUUGCAAUAUUAUAGAUUUUUUUCAUCAAGGAAGCAGAGGAAGGCAAUGAAUCAAAUUGAAGAUUUGAAGGCAAGGAACAUAGCCAUUCUGUGUUUGGAUGAUGGUUUUGAAGAAGUCUUAUUAAGCUUCAAAAGUGUAAUAGCGCAAAUGCGCCAGAAUUCUUAUGAUUAUGGCAAGCGAGUUGAUCUCUCCAAGCGUUAUGGACCUGGCUACAAGGUGUACACAGCAGGAGGAGCUGGGGCAUUCCAUGUGAUAAUUCAGCAUUGCAAAGCGUCAUUGCGCAUGUCUUUUUCAGCAAGAGACCUGUAUUCCAGAGCUUGGAGAAAUGAGUUGGGAACAUUUGUCAUGGCACCAGAUGUCACAGGGUGGUUAUACAUAAUAAAUGAAGACCAUCAAACUCUUUCGUUCACAAGCAGUUAUACCUAUGGCGGUCUUGGUGGAGACGACGUCAAGGACACGUGGAUUGGCGUUGAUGCACUCCGUCACGCAUUUCAUGUGAUACGCAAGUCAGAUGGAAGGCGCACAGACCUUCUUAGACAAGCUAUCAAGAUUGUCAGCAUUCACUUGUCAGAAUCAGCCCGCCUCCAGUCAGUUUUUGAAGCAGUUUGCAAGUCCAUGACUGAUGAUACGCGAACCACUUUGGAUGUUGAACCUGAGGCUGCAGCCGGUGCUGCUGAAGCCACCGGCUGCAGCCGGUGCGGCUGCAGCCGGUGCUGCUGCAGCCGGUGUUGCUGCAGCUGGUGCGGCUCGGCCAAUAAGAACUCAUACCCCCUCGUUUUGGGUAGAGAAUUAUGGUUACUACUCCAAACAGGCGAUGAAAGCGGUUGACAAGUAUAUUUCAGAAAACGAGGAGUACACAAUUGAAAAUGUUAUGGAUGGUCAGGUAAAGUCAGCAGAGGAGAUCUUCAGGGAGAUCCGAAUACUAUCCCGGGAUGUGUAUCGCGACGAUGUUUUUGCUGAUAAAGUUGGUGAUCCACCGCUAGCGCCACCAAUAGAAUCUCCUCCGGAUGCCACGGGAUAUGAUGUAGAAUUUCCCUAUCCACAGUUAAGUGAGUGGGAAACCGGCAUGUCUCAGUAGGCUGAAAAUUAUUUCAGUACAGCUCAACCAGCAUGGUUGGAAGGCAUCCUCGACCAAUCAUUACUCUGCUUCCUUGGCCUACAGUUUGUAGUUUCUUGGCUCCAUUGACCAGUCUUCCCUGGAAAAAAUCUGGCACAUCAAGGCUGAAGAAAAAGUGAGAUUUUUCAUUUGGCUGCUGGCACAAAAUAGGCUUCCCACUGCUGACAGAUUACAAGCAAGAGGCUGCGACCACGAAGACACAUGUUCUCUAUGAUCAGACACUUGAAACCGCGGCUCACCUGUUCUGCCACUGUCCGUUUACUGCCGAAGUGUAAUUCAAGCUGCACUGUAGACUGCACCCCAACCAAGAUGCUGCUACCAGCUACAACAACAUUCAGGUCCCAACUGUUCAAGACUGGUGGGCUCGCCACACCUCUGCCCACAAGCAAGACGCCCAGCAAGCCAUGUACCUCGCCUGGAACAUUUGGAAUGUAUCUUCAACCAUGUUGCUUGAACCACUGACGAUGUUGCCUCCUUGAUUAUCUCUGACCUCAACCAUUUAAGGGUAGCCUUACUUAGACCGCCACCUGAACUAGACUGAUGUCCACGGCUAAUUUUUUGUACUGUGCCUAAUGGCAACUCCCUUGUACAUUCUCUAUCUGUAAUGCAAAGGCAGAGCACCUGCCAUUCGUCCUCAAAAAAAAGUACAACACCACCAGAGACGUGCUGAUCCCAAGACUUCAAAAUCUUGUUGAUUAGUGGUACCUAACAUACUGUAGCACUUUCCCAGUUUUUGCACUCGUACCAUCUCCGAUAUGACGCAAUGCCUGGAUCCCAUGUGGUGGAGUCACCACAUGCAUGUGUAAUGCCAUUUGCCGAGAAUACAGGCUGUACUUCAGAUUGUUCAGUUCCAGUGCGGCUGUCGAAGUACAUAUGGUUUGUUCUAAUAGUUCUAACAGUUUCACUGGGUGUGAUGAAAACCUUGCACUGCUAGGGCUCUGAAUAUUCUGCGGUUUCUUUGGCCAAACUUCAUUGGCAGUGUAAGCACUGGCUUUAGGACAAUAUGAAUCAAUAUGCUGCUGCUUCGGAAUCACUGAUUAUGAAGUAAUCUUCCUUUUUAUUCAUUUUUUAUCUGUAAAUGGAAUUGUUAAUGAAUAUGCUACAUUCGCUGACUCUAUUCCAUUCCUUGACUUUA
Triticum aestivum (bread wheat) is the source of this 2962-nucleotide messenger RNA. RefSeq lists its product as uncharacterized. The transcript has 7 exons. Gene Ontology annotation, biological process: negative regulation of translation. Bases 42 to 1538 code for a protein of 498 amino acids. Gene Ontology annotation, molecular function: rRNA N-glycosylase activity. The record is from RefSeq and is a predicted model, not a curated record. Lineage: Eukaryota; Viridiplantae; Streptophyta; Magnoliopsida; Poales; Poaceae.